This is a messenger RNA of Austrofundulus limnaeus, 1894 nucleotides long. Its product is annotated as mitogen-activated protein kinase-binding protein 1. Gene Ontology annotation, biological process: positive regulation of JNK cascade; negative regulation of canonical NF-kappaB signal transduction. Gene Ontology annotation, cellular component: cytoplasm. Lineage: Eukaryota; Metazoa; Chordata; Actinopteri; Cyprinodontiformes; Rivulidae. The record is from RefSeq and is a predicted model, not a curated record. Gene Ontology annotation, molecular function: protein binding.
UCUUUAUUUUCCUGUCGGGCGCAAUCAGAGGCUGAUGUGGAGCGACGGUAAAGCCACUCAGCAGAUUAUAGUCGGGCUUUUUAAAACUUUCUGCGCCUGCCGGAGGAGGUUCUGGUCCGCGGAGCAGCGCGGCCCGGUGUUUGUGGAACAGGAGCCGCGGCGCAGAUAUCACUUCGCCGGGUUCUGAAGCGUGAAGAGACGAGACAACAUGCCGGGAGACGGGUUCACCUUCAGGAGCCGCAUCAGGAACCUGCUGCGGUCUCCAUCCGCCAGGAAGAAGAAGAGCAGCGGAGAGAACCUGGACGGGAAGGUGACCCUGGAGAAGGUGCUGGGCGUCACCGCCGUGGGAAACAGCGGACUGGCCUGCGACCCCCGGUCUGGACUCGURGCCUAUCCUGCAGGGUGUGUGGUGGUCCUCCUGAACCCCAAAAAGAACAAGCAGAGCCACAUUAUCAACACUUCCAGAAAAACCAUCACAGCUUUGUCCUUCUCCCCAGAUGGAAAGUACUUGGUGACAGGAGAGAAAGAUGUGGUUGUGGCUGCGAACAAGGUGUCCAGUAAAGUGACGGGCGUGUCUUUCUCCGAGGACAGCUCCUACUUUGUGACUGUUGGUAACCGACACAUCCGGUUCUGGUAUCUGGAUCAGAGCAAGACCAGCAAGGCAAGCGCCCCCGUGCCUCUGCUGGGCCGCUCCGGGCUCCUCGGGGAGCUGAGGAACAACUUCUUCUGUGAUGUGGCGUGUGGGCGGGGCUCCAAGUCUGACUCCACCUUCUGCAUCACCUCCUCUGGCCUGCUGUGUGAGUUCAGCAGCAAGAGGACGCUGGACAAGUGGGUGGACCUACGGACCACCAUGGCUCAGACCCUGACUCUGUCCGAAGACCUGAUCUUCUGCGGCUGCGCUGGCGGGACGGUGCGCGCCUUCAGGACCGCCGACCUCCACUUCGUCUGCACACUGCCGCRGCCACACCCCCUCGGCUCAGACAUCUCCGCCGCCACCGAGGCCAGCCAUCUUCUCAACACCAGGGCAGAUGCUUGUUUCGCAGACGUCAUCGCCCUUCAGUACGACUCCGUCGGCCGCUGGCUCAGCUGCGUGUACAACGACCACAGCCUGUAUGUGUGGGACGUUAGAGAGGUGCACCGGGUCAAGAAGGUGACCUCUGCCCUCUUCCACGCUGCCUGUGUUUGGGAUUUGGAGCUGUUCCCAGAUGUUCCUGAAGAAUCAGCUGCUGGCCUGUCGUCAGGCUCGUUCCUCACCUGUUCAGCUGACAACACAAUAAGGAUGUGGCACAUGGAGGACCCGACCCAGAGACGUGUUCAGUCUCAGAACAUCCUCAGCCACGAUCUUCUGAAUAUAAUUUAUGUCGAUGGAAACACCAGUAUUUUGUUGGAUCCAGAUUGUUCAACAAACGUGAAUGCGGACAAAUCGGGUGAAGCACAAGCCACAGAAAUCAAGACGGGCAUCAGGACGGCCUGUGUCAGUCCAGAUGGCAAACACCUGGCGUCUGGAGAUCGCAGCGGGAUGCUGAGGGUUCAUGAACUCAGCACCAUGAAGGAGAUCCUGAAAGUGGAGGCUCACGAUGCAGAGAUCCUCUGUCUGGAAUACAGCAAAGCAGAAACAGGUCUGAAGCUGUUGGCCACAGCUAGCAGGGACCGUCUGAUCCACGUCCUGAACGCAGACGAGGACUACAGUCUGGUGCAGACACUCGAUGAGCACUCUUCAUCCAUUACUGCCGUCCACUUCGCUGCUCAUGAAAACAAGCUAAAGAUAAUCAGCUGUGGUGCCGACAAGAGCAUCUACUUCCGCACGGCACACAAGGUAACACAUAAAAGACUUUAUUUUUUAUGCUUUUUUAGUAGAAUAUUCUAUAAAYACACUUAAAGUACUCUUAAUUGA